UUUAUAGCCAAUUUUCUAGACAACAUGCCCUUGCGAAGUUCUGGCAAGUUGAGCAUGGAGACCAGAAAAGAAGAUGGUGAGAGUACGGCACCUGCCCCUUCGCAGAAGAAGCUGUCCUGUCAGUGCCACCACCACUGUCCUGAGGACUCGGUCAACAGCACCUGCAGCACUGAUGGCUACUGUUUCACCAUAAUAGAAGAAGAUGAGUCUGGUGGACAUUUAGUCACCAAGGGAUGUCUUGGAUUAGAGGGCUCGGAUUUCCAGUGUCGGGACACUCCUAUUCCACACCAAAGAAGAUCUAUUGAAUGUUGCACCGGCCAAGAUUACUGUAACAAACACCUUCACCCUACGCUGCCACCACUGAAAAAUCGAGACUUUGCUGAAGGAAACAUUCACCAUAAGGCCCUGCUGAUCUCGGUGACAGUUUGCAGUAUACUUCUGGUGCUUAUCAUCAUAUUCUGCUACUUCAGAUACAAACGCCAAGAGACGAGGCCCCGCUACAGCAUCGGGCUGGAGCAGGAUGAGACGUACAUUCCCCCUGGAGAGUCCCUGAAGGAUUUGAUCGAGCAGUCCCAGAGCUCAGGGAGCGGCUCCGGGCUCCCUCUCCUGGUUCAAAGGACCAUCGCAAAACAGAUUCAGAUGGUAAAGCAGAUUGGAAAAGGUCGCUAUGGAGAAGUCUGGAUGGGAAAGUGGCGUGGCGAAAAGGUAGCCGUGAAAGUGUUUUUUACCACAGAGGAGGCCAGCUGGUUCAGAGAAACAGAAAUCUACCAGACUGUCCUGAUGAGGCAUGAAAAUAUUCUUGGAUUCAUUGCCGCAGACAUUAAAGGUACAGGAUCUUGGACCCAGCUGUAUCUCAUCACCGACUACCAUGAGAACGGCUCACUUUAUGAUUAUCUAAAAUCUACUACCUUGGACACAAAAGCCAUGCUAAAACUGGCUUACUCCUCCGUCAGUGGCUUGUGCCACCUGCACACUGAGAUCUUCAGUACUCAGGGCAAACCUGCUAUUGCCCACCGUGACCUAAAAAGUAAGAAUAUCCUAGUGAAAAAGAACGGCACCUGCUGUAUAGCAGAUUUGGGCUUGGCUGUUAAAUUUAUCAGUGAUACAAAUGAGGUAGACAUACCUCCAAAUACCCGCGUAGGAACAAAACGCUAUAUGCCUCCUGAGGUGCUGGAUGAAAGCUUGAAUAGAAAUCACUUUCAGUCGUACAUCAUGGCUGAUAUGUACAGUUUUGGACUCAUCCUUUGGGAGAUAGCAAGGAGAUGUGUUUCAGGAGGAAUAGUUGAGGAAUACCAGCUUCCAUACCAUGACCUUGUGCCCAGCGACCCCUCAUACGAGGACAUGCGUGAGAUUGUGUGCAUCAAGAGACUACGCCCUUCGUUUCCCAACAGAUGGAGCAGUGAUGAGUGCCUACGGCAGAUGGGGAAGCUGAUGAUGGAGUGCUGGGCUCACAACCCCGCCUCCCGGCUCACAGCCCUGCGGGUCAAGAAAACACUUGCCAAAAUGUCAGAAUCGCAGGACAUUAAACUCUGACUCGGCCAGAAGCAGCUCUUGUGAAGGCCCAUGGAAAUGGACUUUCUCAUGCAGGCAGAAGUCCUGAAGAGGUAUCAAAAGUCUUCGCUAAUAAGUACCUUGAAUGCAGUCAUGCUUAAGAGAAGCUGUAAGUUUGUUCGACAGCUUUUAAGGAGACUAUCCUUUGCAAAAAUCAGCUGAAUUUUCACAUACAGGAUCAGAAGAGGCUUGUCUGCCCUUGUUUACACGGGGAAAUACAGUUUUAGUAACUGGUUUAAGAUUAUGCAUGUUGCUUUCCGUGAAAGCCACUUAUUAUUUUAUUAUUAUUAUUGUUAUUAUUAUUAUUUUGAUUGUUUAAAAAGAUACUGCUUUAAAUUUUAUGAAAAUAAAACUUUUGGUUAGAAGUAAAAAAAGAUGUAUAUUGUUACA
Pelecanus crispus (Dalmatian pelican) is the source of this 1941-nucleotide messenger RNA. RefSeq names its product bone morphogenetic protein receptor type 1B (gene BMPR1B). NCBI's taxonomy places the organism in Eukaryota, Metazoa, Chordata, Aves, Pelecaniformes, Pelecanidae. Gene Ontology annotation, biological process: cellular response to growth factor stimulus; cell surface receptor protein serine/threonine kinase signaling pathway; protein phosphorylation. Gene Ontology annotation, molecular function: transmembrane receptor protein serine/threonine kinase activity; ATP binding. The record is from RefSeq and is a predicted model, not a curated record. Gene Ontology annotation, cellular component: plasma membrane; signaling receptor complex.